GUUUGCAUUGACUGACAAGAGAUGUCUCGCCUUUUCAUUCACUCAUUCAAUGGUUUGAAUUAUUUUGCAAAUCAUUGUAUGAUUUGAUGCGAUAUAGCGUUAGACAACUCAAGACGUGAACACUUCCUGCGGUGACCAACAAAUCAACCACAAAAUGAGCGAUCAUUUGGGGAAAGAUAUGCGAAAAGUGAAGAAAGACGACAACGAAGAGGAGGACAAAGAAAAGGAUAUCAAAACUCUGGACGAGGCGGACAUCGCUCUACUCAAGACAUACGGUUCGGGUCAAUACAGUCGGUCCAUCAAGAAAGUGGAGGACGAGAUCCAAUCGAUUCUGAAGCGAGUGAAUGAGUUGACGGGCAUCAAGGAGUCGGACACAGGUCUGGCGCCGCCCGCCCUCUGGGACUUGGCUGCGGACAAACAGACGCUUCAGAACGAACAGCCCCUUCAGGUCGCGAGAUGUACUAAAAUCAUUACCGCCGACAACGAGGACUCCAAAUACAUCAUAAAUGUGAAACAGUUCGCGAAGUUUGUGGUGGAUUUGGCCGACACUGUGGCCCCCACUGACAUCGAGGAAGGCAUGCGAGUGGGCGUCGAUCGCAACAAAUACCAGAUCCACAUCCCAUUGCCGCCCAAAAUUGAUCCGACGGUGACUAUGAUGCAGGUCGAGGACAAACCAGACGUCACUUACAGUGAUGUCGGCGGCUGUAAAGAGCAGAUCGAGAAGUUGAGAGAAGUGGUCGAAACACCACUCCUUCACCCCGAACGGUUCGUUAAGUUGGGAAUAGAGCCGCCGAAAGGUGUCCUUCUGUUCGGUCCUCCGGGAACCGGAAAGACUCUGUGCGCGCGCGCCGUCGCCAACAGGACUGACGCUUGUUUUAUAAGAGUUAUCGGCUCUGAAUUGGUCCAGAAAUAUGUCGGAGAGGGCGCCCGAAUGGUGAGAGAGCUGUUUGAAUUGGCCCGCAAUAAGAAGGCGUGUCUAAUAUUCUUCGACGAGAUCGACGCCAUCGGUGGCGCCCGCUUUGAUGACGGGGCCGGCGGUGACAAUGAAGUGCAGCGAACAAUGCUUGAGCUCAUCAACCAAUUGGAUGGUUUCGAUCCGCGCGGAAACAUCAAAGUAUUGAUGGCCACUAAUAGACCCGAUAUAUUAGAUCCGGCGCUUAUGAGACCGGGACGGCUCGAUCGUAAAGUGGAGUUUGGUUUACCAGAUCUGGAAGGCAGAUCUCAUAUUUUCAAAAUCCACGCGCGAUCCAUGAGUGUUGAGAGGGAUAUCCGGUUUGAAUUGUUGGCCCGAUUGUGUCCCAACAGUACCGGCGCUGAAAUCCGGAGCGUCUGCACCGAAGCGGGAAUGUUUGCCAUCAGAGCGCGCAGGAAAGUGGCCACAGAGAAGGACUUUCUCGAGGCCAUCAACAAAGUCAUCAAAUCUUACGCUAAAUUCAGUUCUACUCCGCGUUAUAUGACUUAUAACUAAUUGACUAGUUUUGGGUUCAUUUUUAUAUUUAUUUUAAUAUCAAUAAAAAACAUUUUCUGUCAAAAUUUAGAGAAAUAACAAAAACUUUAAUAAAAUUGAUAUAAAAACAAGAAUUAAUCAA
This is a messenger RNA of Medioppia subpectinata, 1589 nucleotides long. The record is from the annotation of a GenBank genome assembly. Lineage: Eukaryota; Metazoa; Arthropoda; Arachnida; Sarcoptiformes; Oppiidae.